Hibiscus syriacus is the source of this 1382-nucleotide messenger RNA. RefSeq names its product zinc transporter ZTP29-like. NCBI's taxonomy places the organism in Eukaryota, Viridiplantae, Streptophyta, Magnoliopsida, Malvales, Malvaceae. Gene Ontology annotation, cellular component: membrane. The coding region runs from base 375 to 1205 and encodes 276 amino acids. The record is from RefSeq and is a predicted model, not a curated record. Gene Ontology annotation, biological process: zinc ion transmembrane transport. Gene Ontology annotation, molecular function: zinc ion transmembrane transporter activity. The transcript has 12 exons.
CCAGAAUUAUGCUCUCUACUCCCAAUAUUCAAGCAAUUGCAUAAAAAAACAAUUGGUUGAAACAUGGAAUAAACUCUAGAGCAAGAAAAAUGGUGGUUUAAGCUUAACAAAUAGCAUAACCCUUAGCUAAAUAGCUGCCUAUUCCUUCAACCUCUCUAUCAAUUCAUCUCUUUCUUUUUCAGCAAUUAUUCCUUCUGUUUUCUUCAUUAAUCCUGUUUUUUUUUGGCGUUGGGUUUUGUCAUUUUCAGUCCAAAAUCCAUAACCCAGCCAUAAUUAUCAAUCUCAUAUCUCUAUAUCGACCCCUUCUUAGCUGUGGAACUUCCUUUUUUUAAGUAAAGGGAAUCGAGAUAAGAGAAACAAGCGAAUUUCCCCACAUGGAUUCUCAGGUUAUGGUGGCGCUUGCUCUUUCUCUCGUUGGUGGAUUCAGUACUUCUCUAGGUGCCCUUUUCGUAAUUCUUAGUCAAGCUCCCAAUUUGAAAAUGCUUGGGCUUUUACAGGGUUUUGCUGCAGGUCUAAUGUUGAGCAUAUCGUUCCUUGAUUUAGCUCAUAAUGCUAUGAACUCGAUUGGGUUCUUGAAAGGAAACCUCUGGUUUUUUGCUGGUGUUAUCUUCUUUGCUGUGGUUGCCAAUUUUAUACCCGAGCCAACUCUACCUCACAGUUCUGAGGUUAAAGGCAAAAAGAGAAGUGGUGAUGAAGGGGGCAAAGAUGUGAUGAAAAAGCAUCGACGUCAGGUUUUUUUUAGUGGAAUUAUUACAGCAAUAGGCAUAAGCUUGCAUAAUUUUCCGGAGGGAAUGGCAGUUUUCCUUGGAUCCAUGAAGGGCCUUCGUGUUGGUCUUAAUUUAGCUUUGGCCAUUGCUUUGCACAACAUCCCAGAGGGUGUUGCUGUCGCCCUUCCGGUUUACUUUGCUACUCAAAGCAAGUGGCAGGCAUUCAAAUUGGCAACGCUUUCUGGUUUUGCAGAGCCACUUGGUGUCGUAAUUGUCGCGUAUCUGUUUCCGAGCAACUUAAGCCCUGAAAUUCUUGAGGGCUUGUUAGGAUCAGUUGGUGGGGUGAUGGCCUUCCUAACAUUACACGAAAUGCUGCCAUUGGCAUUCGAUUACGCGGGGCAGAAACAAGCUGUCAAGGCUGUUUUCUUCGGAAUGGCAUUCAUGUCUGCAAGCCUGUACUUUCUCGAACUAAGCUUACCCAAGGAGUUGAACUUGUAGCCUGUUUCCAUGAAGCUUUAAACAAAAUUGUUGUAAAAUUCCGAAACCAAUGUCUUGUUAUGCAUACUGAUAUUGAUUGCUUUCUGCGAUCUUGUAGCCACUCUGGAAGAUCUUAUAAUACCCCAAAAUUGCAAUGUAGAUAAUAUCAAUUUGUUCCUUUUAACAAUUGAAAUGAAA